ACAAAUUCCGGUUUGGUUUCGAUCUCCACUCUCGCGAGACUUCGUUUACUGCUGCGUUGUCCACCAGAAAACACCGUGAGACGUUUAACAGUGGAGGAGUAACUCAGCCAAGCCCUUCUUCAUAAUCUGUCUCUGCUGGACGAGCAAAACUCCACACAAAGGCAUCUAGAAUCAGGAUUGUAGCUACACACUGAAGUUUAAGAACUUCACCUGAAUCAUGGGGAACAUUUUCGGGAAUUUGCUGAAGAGCCUCAUAGGGAAGAAGGAGAUGAGGAUCUUGAUGGUGGGCCUCGAUGCCGCAGGGAAAACGACAAUCCUCUACAAGCUCAAACUGGGGGAAAUAGUCACUACAAUCCCAACCAUUGGGUUUAACGUGGAGACGGUAGAGUACAAGAACAUCAGCUUCACUGUGUGGGAUGUAGGUGGGCAGGACAAGAUCCGGCCCCUCUGGAGACACUACUUUCAAAACACACAGGGUCUGAUCUUUGUGGUGGACAGUAAUGACAGAGAGCGUGUGAACGAGGCACGGGAGGAGCUGAUGAGGAUGCUGGCUGAGGACGAACUGAGAGAUGCAGUCCUCCUUGUGUUUGCCAAUAAACAGGACUUACCAAACGCCAUGAAUGCUGCCGAGAUCACGGACAAGUUGGGCUUACACUCUCUGCGCCACCGUAACUGGUACAUCCAGGCCACCUGCGCCACCAGCGGUGACGGCCUCUAUGAGGGUCUUGAUUGGCUGGCCAAUCAACUCAAGAACAAGAAAUAAGAAGAAAACUAAAAAGCAGCCAGAAGCCACACCCGUCCAACUUUUUAUUUGUUUUGGGACAUGGCUUGUGCGAGGGUUUUGAUUGAUGGGUGAAAUGCAAGAUUCUGGGUUUGGGGGAGAUUUUAGGCUUUCAUGUUCAGUCUGUUGAGGUUCCUAAUAGUUUUCAGCGCUUAUUGAAAACAGAUUCUCAUGUUCUUCAUAUUUAAUCACUCACACACACACACACACACACACACACACACACACACACACACACACACACACACACAAAUGCACACUAACCCUAAGCCAUCACAGCAGACACUUGCUUUUCCUGUGUCCACCUUUUGUCCUUAGGUGCAAUGUACUGUAUGUUAGUCUCUAGGUGCUGUACCAAGUCGUGUGACUGAGUCAGCAAUGAGUCAAAUAUGACUUUUUGUUGAUGUACGUCUUUCAACUGUCAGUCGUCCAUGCAAAGAACUGUUCUGUGCCAGCUGCACUUCCUGUUUGUUUGUUUGUUUGUUUGUUUGUUUGUUUGUUUGUUUUUUAACAGAGCCAUGUUUGAGAACAAUCACAAAUGGCAGAUUCAAGUCACCACAAUUCACUUUAAUGGUUUGUUCUCUCUUUUUAAUUGGUGAGCAAUGCUGAGGCACUUUGAUACUCAGAUAGAGUGUGUACGUGUGUGUGUGUGUGUGUGUGUGUGUGUGUGUGUGUGUGUGUUUGUGCAAGUGGCCUAUUCAGUGUUAAACGCAAACAACUCUCUGAAACAGAAAAAGACAACAGGACUGGAGCUUCCUCCUCCACGCGUCCUCUUACUGCCUCAUUUUGGAAAUCUUUUGAUAUCUGUGGCGUGUUUCUACUCCCCGUGUGGCAACCUGGAGCGUCAAAGCCGCCCUUUUUAAAUAUUUUAAAAUGCUCUACACGUCCUUGACUGCCUGAACUGCAUGCAUCCUGGUAGAUCUCGCUGACAUUGUUGCGCACUCUUCCAUCCUCUGAGCUGCAUGGAUGUUGACGCUGUUUAUAGGUUUUCUGUAACUCAUCGUGUUCUGGUGCUGUUUAACAGUAUAGGAUGCAGAAACUAACCAAACCACCAACUUCUGCAUUAGUUGUCAUGCUCUAAAUACAGUAUAGUCAGCUUAAUGGUCUUCUAAUGUGAAAGCAGUAUUUAGGUUAACCUGCACAUAAACACGACACACAUGAUCCGCGCAGCUGCUGCUUGUCUGCAUUCAUGUGUGUCCAUAUGAGUAUUCAAACUGCGUCAGGUUGCUCUCGCUUUGUGUGUGUUUUUUGUCUCAGACUUGCAUAUCGGGGGGUUGAUUCUGUUGCUGAUGAGUCUGUGUUACCGAAUGUGAAUAUUGUUGAUGAAUCUAUAUAUGGCUGUAAUGAUAUUUAUUUGACAUGCAUAUUCCUUUAUUUCAGUGAUAAGUGUGUCGGCAUAAUUAUGUGAAAGAAAGCAGGGUAAGCGGAUCAAUUCAUUCACUUCUGAACAGCAGACGAGUUACUGCGUCACCACUGAUACCAGCAGAAUCCACAGACUUCUGUCAGAAAAUGUAUUUCUCUGUGCCAUACAUGGGUACUACUACUCAUAUACCAGUGACAGUACAACAUACUGUAAGUCCACUCUACUUAGUUAUGAGUGCAUUGUUCAUAUUCCACAUCUAUCAUACGUUAAAUCAUGAGUUUGAUCAUUUGGGUUUUGUGGCCUUAUAUUUAGUGGUGACUUCAAACUGAUUUCCUCUCGGCUUGUGCGUUUCUGAUUUUAAGUCACAUAUAUUUAUCUAUAAAGAAUGAUUUACAGAUUUAUUUCUCUAUGCCCUCAAAAGGCGGGUUUUGCACCACAGUUCAGGAUGAUCAGGCAAAGGUUUUGUCUUCUGUUUUACCAGUAUACUUGAUUCAUAUUUAGUGGUAGGUUUAUUUUGGUUUUCUUUGGGGUGUAAAGAAACUUUGAUGUAGACUGUGUCUGUGAAACAAUGAUAAUCCGUGCAAACAAAACAAAAAAAAAAGAAAGAAAAAUACUUCUGAUGAUUCAUUCUGUACCGUUAUAGUUACACAAGUAGAUUUAAAAACGGUGAAGACCAUGUUUCAAUGCUGAAUGCAAGGAAACAUCUGUAUGUGAUGUAAGACAACAAACAAAAAUCCUGCUGUAUUACAAAUAAACUCAUUUUCUGUA
Dicentrarchus labrax (European seabass) is the source of this 2912-nucleotide messenger RNA. It is a transcript of the gene arf3b, whose product is annotated as ADP-ribosylation factor 3b. The record is from RefSeq and is a predicted model, not a curated record. Gene Ontology annotation, biological process: intracellular protein transport; vesicle-mediated transport. Gene Ontology annotation, molecular function: GTPase activity; GTP binding. NCBI's taxonomy places the organism in Eukaryota, Metazoa, Chordata, Actinopteri, Moronidae. Gene Ontology annotation, cellular component: plasma membrane; cytoplasm. The transcript is spliced from 5 exons. Bases 218 to 763 code for a protein of 181 amino acids.